CUCUGUAGUCAUCUGUAGUCACUGUAUAUGCAGGCCAGCCAUGCGCAGAUUUGCAUUCAUCCCGUAUUUCUUUUUCGAUAUGGCCGCCGAAAGGAUUUCUCAGGAAAAAAAUUAAUGAAUUAAAAGCUCACCCAGGAAGUACUGGUGAAUGUGAUUGUCGUGUAUUGGUAACGUGGUAAGUGAAACCUACUACUCAUUUUUCCACCUUUCUGUACACCUUUCAUUUUUACUUUCGGAGCAUUUCGGAGGUUACGAUUCAAUGGCGACAAAAAAUAAAAACUAUUGAUAGAAAAUGAAGGGUUAACUUAAAGUCAAGAAAUCGCCAUUCGUCUAUAAUCUUGGUUGCUAAAAAUUAGCAACACGAGUGAAACCAAUGUAAUAUUUACGUUAUUGCAAUUAUAAUCAAUCCGAUAACCCUUUGGUUGCGUGUAUUACAGGUUCGUUCCGUAAUUUUGUUAUGUUAUUAGCAACAUCAUUUGUUUAAGCAAGCACUGCUUAAUAAAAGACACAUAUUGUUUAUGUCUCAUUCAUUCUCCUGUUGCAAUCAAUUUGACAGUAUUACCCUCUUUAGCUGUGUCAGUAUUAAAUACAACACAAUUUCAUUUUGACAUAAGCAGCUAUAUUUUUUUCUCUUUUAAGUCGCAAAGUUAUUCUAGUUCUUAACUUUGCGUGAUAUUAGUGUCUUUAUAUGAUACACUCUAUUUAAUGUUUUGUGCUAUUGUGCAUCCUGGAAACAUUAUUGAAAAUAUGAGGUUUUAUGUUCAUCGAGGUGUAAGUACAUAGACAUAAAUUGUUUAAAACACAUUUAAAAGGUCAAUGAUGUUGUAUUCUUUGUUGCUGAAACUAUCUGUUCAGCAAUAUUUUACAACAUCUAUUAUGUCUUGUAUUAAAUAUAAAUUUAUGAUCAGAUUUUAGCUAUAUGUUAAAUUACAAUAUUUAUGGAAACUUCACAUUUAAAUAAUGUUAUGUGUGUACAUAAAUUGUUUAAAUAUAAUAUGUACAGCUUUGUGGGGAAAUCGUGGUGAGAAUUUUUCAUUAACCUGGCGUAGUCAUGCAAAACUUUGAUGAUCUUGAUAUAGAGGGUCGUAACCCCUCUCAUUUAACCGAAGAUGAUCAAGAUAAGGAAGAAUAUGAUCGAAAACGUUUAAUGAGGAGUAGUGUCACGGCUGAAGAUGGCACGCUCAGGCCAGUGUAUUCUGAAACAGAAGAUGGUGAUAUAUGGUGUCAUAUAUGUAAUAUUGCUCUGUUUGGAGCUCAUAAAUUAUUAAAUCAUAAUAUGUGUAAUCGUCAUAAAAUGAAAUUAGAUGAAUGGCCGUAUCCAGUUUUAUUAUGGUCCAAACGAACAGAUAUUCCAAAAGCAGCUCCACCGGUGCAAUCGGCUGCGAUUAGCGAUAGUCUAGCACCUGGAGAACCAGUACCACCUGGCAUGGAAGACCAAAUAACUAGAACAACUACGAUUCAGAUGAGUCUGGAUCGACACAGAAGUUCUCCACUAGUUGGUCUCGAAUACCUUCUAGAAUUGGUUGAUAAUGAUUCUUGUGAACCCAGUUAUACAUGUGUUUUGUGUGAUAAACGAGGCGAUCCUCGUACUGUUAUGGCCCAUAUUACCAGUUACAAUCACAGAAUAACUUAUCUAAAUAGACAUUUUCCAACAAUAUCGCGAGCUAUUAUGGAAUUACCGCGUACUCUUAAUUAUAAACGUGGAGCUAAUGAAAUAUCGGUGUUAGUGGCUAAGAAGAUCGAAGAACGAUUUGGAAGAUUACAGCCUCAAUUGGUUGAUAAAAACCAAUACGAAAAGAAUAAAAUGCAAUAUAUCAAGAGGGUCUAUCAGGAUUACCAUUUUAGGGAAACGCCAGAAUUAACGUUUAUGGAUGUUUACGAUGUGCGAUGGGUAACAAACUUUGAAGAGAAGAUGGCUGAAAUAACGGGUAAUAGUGGUUCAAAGAAAGAUUCUCAAUCUGCCGAUGAGAAGGUAGAAGAUAAGCACAAAAGUGAAGAGAAGAAAAGUGAGAAAUCAUCACCGAAGAAAACUGAGACUAAACCAACCACCACAAAAUCGGGUUUCAAGAUUCGUAUCCUUACGAGGGAUAAGUUAAAUAUGCGUAAACCGUUAGAUAAAGACGAAGAUAACGUGAAAAAAUCUCCUAAACGUCCCUCCGACGAGACUAAAUCCCUCUCGUCGCUUUCGAGCAUAUCUAGUUCGCCGUCGCCAUCGCGUUCGAGGUCACGUUCACCGAUUCGUAAUCGUAAAGACAGUUCGCUAGACAAAGGUAGCAGCAAGUAUCGUAGCAGCAAAUCACGAUAUUCGCGAGAUCGAACACGUUCGCGUACACGUUCGCGCUCCCGGUCCCCGGAACCGCUCAGGGAACGGGAUAAAUGGGAUAAGUACCGGGAACAGAUCAGACGUGCCGAAGAGACCCUCGAUCGUGCGUUAAAGUUUCACGAAAAGAACCCAGAGAAGCAUCCAUCGUACCCUGACGAAUGGAAGAAAUUCUGGAACAGACGGUAUAAAGAGUUGCAAGCUGAAGGUAAAGAUCCCAGUAAACACGACUUCAAACCAGAGUGGAUCGAAUUCUGGAAUAAAAGAAUGCGAGAGAUCCAUAAUGAGCAGCUACAGCAGCGCAAAGAGGAGAUUAGGAAGCGAUUGGAACUUCCGGAGGACAAACCACCGGAGAAAUGGAUCCCAAGCAGACGCGACCGGUCUCCAAAAAGAAGUCGUCAUCGCGUGGACAGCGACGACGAAGUGGAGUAUGUUGGUACGAAAACUAUUAAAAGUGAUUAUUAUGACCGCCAUGAGGUAAGGGAACGGGAUUACGCGUAUUCUUCGUACAUGCGCGGCAGAGGAAGCGUGUACAGGAAUAGUUACUAUCCCCGAGGAGUUCCGCCUCGUAGGCCUAUACAUUAUGCGACUCCGUAUCCAGUGAAAGAUAAAUCUCCGAGUCCUAUACCGGAUGAGGUGUUAACUGAAGAUUUAGAAGUGGUUGGUUUGUUACGAUUACUUACAGCAUUAGAAGGUCAGCUAGGCUCUCUUGGUCCCAAGAUAGUAUCUCUUCUUUCGAGAGCACUAGCUGCAGAAAAGGCGAAGCCUAAUUCUGCCGAGGAAUUAUUGUACGACGAAGAGGUAAGUGUACUGUUCGAAACGGUGAAAGAAAAGCUGAAAGGUCAGCUAUUCGCGGGAAUGAUAGAAAAGAUGGCUAUAACUCCGACGAAGACUGCGAUACAAAAUAUUGCACAGUUAUUGCACAAAGCAGCAGAGAGUAAAAAAAAGAUGGAAGAAGAGAAAAAGAAGAAAAGAGAAUUAGAAGCUGCCAGAUCGGCUAGUUACAUACCGAGAACUAUUUAUCCUAGAUCUGUGGAAAUUAUUACGCCUGCAAUUAAGUCUGAACCAGUUAGCGUUCCUGGUGUUGGCACUGUAGAUAAGGUAGCUAUUGCUCAGCAAAUAGCAGCCGCUCUGGUGGCACAGGGUAGGUCAAACGUGUCCCAAGAAGAAUUAGAAACUCUUAUCAAUGCUGUCGUUGGAAUGGCUGAGGCUUCAAAGAAUUCCGAUAAGCCGGUCACUACUGCAGAUUUUGUGAAAGGUUUAGCAAGUGGUAAUAACUCCCUUCCUCAAAGUACAACAUCUGCAGCGGCCACGUCCACGGCGACAGACACUGUUGAACGUCAGACUUCCAGGAUGGAGAGUAUGUCUGAUGCUGAAUUGAAGUCCCUUUUGCAGAAUUUCAAAGACCUAAGCACUCAAGAACAGCAUGGAUUAAUAAAUUUCUUGAAAAAAUUAGAAGCGACCGACCCGGUUCGAGUAGAGAAGUUAAGAACGUUCGUUAACUUGGGCACGACGUCGAUAGUGACAUCUGCGCCAAAACUAAAAUCUCCAACGCCGGAAAACAUUGAGACUAAUAUUAAGUCCAACAAAAGUGUGUCUCCUUUCUCGUUAAACAAAGGAAAUCAGAACCCAAUUGAGGUAGAAAAUAAAUGGAAACCUAAAAUUGAUAUGUUCGCGAAUGACGAUGACGAAGAGCAGCAGACAAAGAACGAGAGUGAGGACAAACAGAAAACUAAAUUAGAUUUAUCGGACGACGAUGAUGAUUAUACUUUUGAAGAUAUAUACAAAGCUGCAGAUAAAAAUGUUAGUGAAAAUGAAAAGGCAAAGUCCAAGUCCCGAGGAUUUUCAAAAUCCCUGUCGAAUUCACCGACGUCGUGGCGUUCGCGUUCACGUUCAAGGUCACGUUCUCCGGUAAGGUCGAAAGAACUGACAAAGACUAACGACCCGAACGCCAUCUUAAAUGAGACCAAACGGUUAAUAGCUAACAUAAUGGGCGAUCUUCCCAACAAAUAUGUCCCAAAAUCGUUAACAGGUGAAAAUACUGAAACUGUAUCAAAACCAUUAGAUGCUGCAAUGUCUAAUACAUCAACAGCUCCACUAUCGAAUUUUUAUAAUCAAGGUUACGUUCAGACUAAUCAGCCACCUAUGGCCCGUCCACAGGGACCUCCCUUAAGUUAUCCAAACAUGCCCAACCAACAGUUCCAAGGUUAUCCGCAGCAAAUGUACAGUGGUAAUCAAAGUUACAUGGACAAUGGUUAUAAUUACCAAGGUUACGGUGGUCUAGGCAGUCAGGGUCAGUACAGUGGACCGUCCAUGGCAUCGAAUCAGUAUCCUGCUCAACAGAAUUACGAUGGAUCCUCGUAUCCUGGUCCCGCGAGUCAUUCUUCGGGUUACCCUCCACAGCAACCACCGCAACAGUAUGGGAAUUACGUGCCGCAGCAACAACAACGUUUUUAUUGA
This is a messenger RNA of Osmia lignaria (orchard mason bee), 4780 nucleotides long. The record is from RefSeq and is a predicted model, not a curated record. Lineage: Eukaryota; Metazoa; Arthropoda; Insecta; Hymenoptera; Megachilidae.